ACUCCAAACUCUACAAAGUCCAAAUACAAUUUAAAAAAAUUGUUUUUAUUAUUAUUUCUUCUCACCAAACAAUGCUGAAACCACGCACCAACCAAAACCAAAGAGAAAUUAUAGACCCCCCCAGAAAAUAAUACAGUAACAUACACCAAGAUUGCAACUAUAAUUAUCUUCUGCACUUUACUUUUAAUUUUUAAUAUUUGAGGUUUCUUACCAAUCUAAGGUCCAUUGCAUUAAAUUCUCUCACAAGCAGUGGGGGAUACUACAUUUAAUGCCCAUUUUUUCAACCAAAUUCUCUACUGUAUAUAUGUAACUGCCAAAUUUAUAUUUAUCACUUCUGCAAAAAAAAAUUAUUUUUUUUACUGCAAUUCAAUUCAAUUCAAUUAUUAUAAGGCCUGUUUCAGAGGAUGAUGAUGAUGAAUAAGCUUUGAAUUUUCUCCCUCCCCUUCAUUUUCAAACCCUUUUUCAGUCUCCUUUUGCAAUUUGCACUCAUGUCUGUUACGAUUGCUGUUUCUGACCAUGAAACUGAAACUGAAACUGAAGAAAAUAUGAAGGUGGGUUUGAGAAAUUUAGGGGUUGCUCAUGAUACUAUUUUCGAAGAUGAACAUGAACACGAUUACAGUGAGGAUGAAGAUGAAGAUGAAGAAGAUGAUGACGUGGAGUCUGAUCUGUCUUCUCCUUCUUCUCCCCUUCAGUCUGGUGUUGAUGCUUGGACGGAAGCGACGGGGAGGAAACCAGACGUUAAAAUACUAGUACGUGGCGUUUGCUUUCACUUGCAUAAGGACAUCUUGGUUUCAAAAAGCGGUUAUUUUAAGCGCCAAUUAACUAGGGUCUCAGAAUUCACACUCUCACCACCGUUAAAAAUAACGGCAGACACCUUCAAACAAGUUGCCGAUUUCUGUUACACCAAUUACGCCGUCAUAACGCCGUCCAACCUCGUGGCUCUCCGCAUAUCGGCCCAGAUCCUCGAGAUGGACGGCAUCGUUGGUGAAGAAAGCCUCCGUGAGUUGACGGAGUCUUACUUCCGUGACGUAGUUAGGGUUAACAAGACGUUGACGUGUGACGUUUUCUGUUCGAGUUUGUCCUUGCUUCCUGAAUCGGAACAAACGGCGUUUCUUGCGAGUAGAUGUAUUGAAGGUCUGUUAGAUGACGCCGGCGAAGGUGGCGGCGGAGCUGUUAGUUGUGCUGACGGACUUAAGACGGUUUCGCCGGAGGGAUUUAGAGUUAUUGCGGAUUCGAUGCAGCGGAGAUAUACAGCUAAUCAUGAUCUCUUAUAUAGAGUCGUCGAUCUUUAUUUUCUGGUGUACAAUGGAAAGAUGUCAGAAGACCAGAAAACACAAAUCACAACCUGCAUAGACUGCAGCAUUCUAUCUCAAACUCUCUUAAUGCACGCCGUUCAAAACCCACGUAUGCCUCUCCGUUUCAUCGUCCAAGCCAUGCUUAUAGAACAGCUCAACACCCACCGCUCUCUUUUCUCCGUCCUCAACCCCACCACCACCACUACCACCACCGCCUCCACCACCCAAUUCGACCCUCGAUUAUCAGACUCCCCAGCCACCCUAGGAGCUAUCCUAGAGAGAGACGCAGCCCUUCGCCAAGUCACCCAACUUCGAGCCGCCAUUGAUACAACAUGUUCGAGGAUUCAAACUCUGGAGAAUGAACUUUUCGGGAUGAAGAAGCUGUUAAUGGAAUCAGAGAAACAAAAGGGUGGCCAUCGUAGUAGUAGUAGUGCUUUGUUAAUGGAUGAUCAAAGGAGGUCUUCAAGUUGCAGGUUUAAUAAUAAUAAUAUUAUUAAUAAGGUUGAGAGAGGAGAAAGAGGGUCUGUUUCGUCAAGCUUCUUGAGGUUUGGAGGGAGUAAUAAUAAUAUUGAUUAUGGUGAAAUGAAAAUGGGAUUAUCAUCAUCUUCUUGUUUGGAUAAUGAUGGGAAUAAUACUAGGGUGGUUGUUGUGAAGAGGAAUUUAGGGCAGAGGUUAAUUAGGGGGUUAAGAAAUGCAUUUGGUAAUUCUAAAAUUAAGGAGGAUAAUAAUGCAUGUAGAUUUGAUGGUAAACUUAGGAGGGGGACUGUUCUUAAUUAAUUUGGUGCCACUUUUCUUUGAUUUUUUUUUUAUUAUUAUUAUUUAUUUUGUUAUGUAAAAACAAGUUUUUGGUGUGUUGCUUAAGUUAAAAUUUUCCGUGUGGAAGUUUUGUAGGUAAAUUAAUGGAGAAUCUUCACCCUACAAGAAGCUUUUUUUUAUUUUUAUUUAUUAUUCUUUAAUUGAAAUGGAGUUUAAAGUACGUUUUUACGUACGUCUGGAUCA
Messenger RNA from Spinacia oleracea (spinach), 2294 nucleotides. RefSeq names its product BTB/POZ domain-containing protein At3g49900. Gene Ontology annotation, molecular function: protein binding. The record is from RefSeq and is a predicted model, not a curated record. Lineage: Eukaryota; Viridiplantae; Streptophyta; Magnoliopsida; Caryophyllales; Amaranthaceae. The transcript has 4 exons. Bases 489 to 2072 code for a protein of 527 amino acids.